This is a messenger RNA of Linum trigynum, 4297 nucleotides long. The record is from the annotation of a GenBank genome assembly. Lineage: Eukaryota; Viridiplantae; Streptophyta; Magnoliopsida; Malpighiales; Linaceae.
GCCGAUUUAAUUUCCCAAUCGGCUCCUUACUUCUGCCUCCAUCCCCGGCUUCCAUUUCCUCCAGAUUCCAACAACUGAACGCCGCCGCUGCCGUAUCGGAAACCGAUCGAAACCCGCCAUGGAGGUUCAGGCAGUUGCCCCGACGGCUCCGCAUCUAAACGGCUUGAAGGGCGACUUCGAUCCCAUCGCCAUCGUACGAGCGGAGCCACUCCCUCCCGUCGUGGCCGCGGAGAACGGCGUCCACGGAAACGACGACAAGGGGAACGGCGGCGCCAAGCAGAAGGAGAUUGUGCUGGGGAGAAAUGUGCACACGGCCUGCCUGGAGGUCACGGAGCCCGACGCUAACGACCAUUUCACCGGAGACAAAGACGCCUACAUGGCCGGGGUCCUCGCUCGCUACAGAAACAACUUGCUCGAGCGGACUAAGCAUCAUCUAGGUUAUCCUUAUAAUUUGGACUUUGAUUAUGGCGCUCUGUCACAAUUGCAACAUUUCUCAAUCAACAAUCUUGGGGAUCCGUUUAUUGAGAGCAACUAUGGUGUUCAUUCACGACAGUUUGAAGUUGGCGUCUUGGACUGGUUUGCUCGGUUAUGGGAGAUAGAGAGAGAUGAGUACUGGGGUUACAUAACCAAUUGUGGUACAGAGGGAAACCUUCAUGGGAUUCUAAUGGGGAGGGAAGUAUUUCCUGAUGGCAUUUUGUAUGCCUCCCGGGAAUCACAUUAUUCUGUGUUCAAGGCAGCUCGUAUGUACAGAAUGGAAUGUGUCAAGGUAGAUUGUUUGACAUCUGGUGAAAUUGAUUGCUCGGAUUUGAAAAAACAACUGCUUGCUAACAAAGACAAGCCAGCCAUCCUAAAUGUCAACAUAGGAACAACUGUCAAAGGAGCAGUUGACGACCUUGACCUUGUAAUAAAGACCCUUGAAGAAAACGGGUUUCCACAGGAUCGAUUCUACAUUCAUUGCGAUGGAGCUCUGUUUGGACUCAUGAUGCCUUUUGUGAAACGGGCACCGAAGGUCAGCUUCAAGAAACCAAUUGGUAGCGUGAGCGUCUCUGGACACAAAUUCGUUGGAUGCCCAAUGCCAUGCGGUGUCCAGCUCACAAGAAUGUCCCACAUCAAGGUCCUCUCCAAUAACGUCGAGUACCUAGCAUCACGAGAUGCCACGAUCAUGGGUAGCCGAAAUGGCCACGCACCAAUCUUCCUGUGGUACACCCUGAACAAGAAGGGCUACAAGGGGUUCCAGAAGGAGGUCCAGAAGUGCCUCCGCAACGCCCACUACCUCAAGGACAAGCUCCGCGACGCGGGCAUCAGCGCGAUGCUGAACGAACUCAGCAGCACGGUGGUGUUUGAACGCCCCCACGACGAGUUUUUUGUGCGCAGGUGGCAGCUAGCGUGCCAGGGGAACAUUGCUCACGUGGUGGUGAUGCCGAACGUGACGAUCGAGAAGCUGGACGGAUUUUUGGAGGAGCUGGCGGAGAAGAGGAAGCUGUGGUACAAGGGUAGUGGGGGAGAUGGAGUGGCGCCAUCCCCGCCUUGUGUUGCCGUAGAUAUCGGGAGUGAGAACUGUGAUUGUGGUUUGCACAAGUGAGAAAGACAGAGGAUUAGAUGCUUUGUUUUAGGAAGGAGAGAGCUUGCAUUCGUCUCUAAGGGUGGCUUUGGUGUUGUAGGGGUAGUCUUUAUUUGUUGUACGCCUAGAAUAAAUUGUGCUUCCUACUUAUUUACGAGGGGUUUCAUUGGAAGGAACUUUUCAACUAGCACUUCGUUGUUAUAGACGAACAGUGGAGUUACUUGGAGGAUGUAGUUUAUGGGAUGAGUUAGCUUGGUUACUAAAUUUCUAAUAGCCUCCUUGGCUACAUCAAUAUCGAUCAUCCAUUUUUAUCUUUUUCCUAUUUUUUUAAUCUCACGAUUAUGAUUGCUCAAGGAUAAUUUUGGAAACAAAAAAUAAACCACACUGGAUUAUUCUAUAUAUACACAAACCCUAAUUCUACCCUGCACCCCCCUCCCCCCGCCGACCCACCCCCUCCCCCACCGACCCCAUCCCACCCCACCCCCCUCCCCCCGCCGACCCACGUCCCUCUCUUCCUCCUCCACCCCUCCAUCACCCCCCUCCCCCCGCCGACCCCCCCCCCCCCCCCUCCCCCGCCGACCCCAUCCCCGCUGACCCCAUCCCAUCACCCCCCUCCCCCCGCCGACCCCCCCCCCCCCUCCCCCGCCGACCCCAUCCCACCCCACCCCCCCUCCCCCCGCCGACCCACCCCUCCCCCGCCGACCCCAUCCCACCCCACCCCCUCCCCCCGCCGACCCACCCCUUCCCCCGCCGACAUUCGGCUAUUGCCGCUUCUCCAGCUGCGCUCACCAUCAUCUCUGCAAUUGGAAGGAGGAAUUCCAUUGAAAUGGUAUGUUUUUUUUUAAUGGUAGUCAUUUUUUUCAGUAGUGAUUUUUUUUAAAUGGUAGUCAUUUUUUUCGUAGUGGUAGUGUUAUUGUCGUAUUGGUAUAGUUUUUGUCGCAUUGGUAGUGAUUAAAUCUGCAAUGGUAUUGAUGUUUUGUGAAAUGGUAGUGUUUUUAUUUCUUGAAUGGUAUUGAUGUUUUGUGAAAUGGUAGUGUUUUUAUUUCUUGAAUGGUAGUUUUCGUGUAAUGGUAUAAAUUUAUUUCUGCAAUGGUAGUUUUCGUGUAAUGGUAUAGAUUUAUUUCUGCAAUGGUAUUGAUAUUUUUCAAAGUGGUAGUGUUUGUCUAAUGGAUUGGUACUGAUUUCGUUUUUUUUUUUUUUUUUUGCAGAAAGAUUGAGAAAAAUAUGGAAAGGAAAUAUGGCUGGGGAUUACGGAAGUGAGAGAAAGAGAGAAUUUUAAUUAAUAGAUUUUUGUAACUACCUUAAAUGUAAUUUAUUAAAAAAUUAAUUAAUAUAAUUUAUUUUUUCAUACCCAAUUUACCCUUAGUAAUCACCGUAACCCCUCCUUGUAGUUUAUGGUUGGUGCUAUGCUUUUUGGCUUAGUAUUUUAUAGGGUUAAUACCUUAUUUUGGCCUGAACUAUAGACAAACUUUCUAUUUUGGCUCGUGGUAUCGGAAAUCGCUAUUCUGGCCUGAACUACAUACUUCCUUAUUUGGCCCAGAGGCGGGUUUGACCGUUAAAUUAGACAGCCAACAGAGUUGACCGUUAGUCACGAUACAACUCACUUGUCACGUUAGCUAACAAGGAAUAAAAAAAAUCAUUUUUUAAUCUGUAUUUUUACUUUCUAAUAAUAAAAAAAAUAAACAAAAAAUAUUAAUUAAAAAAAUUCAGUUUAUACUCUCCCUCCUCUCACCUUGAUGGGGAAAAAAAUUCCGGCACCCUUCCAAAUCCAUCUUCUCCGAAACCCUAUCAUCUUUCCCCUUGCUCACUCUCUCUCCCCUCACUCUGCCCCUCUAAACCUUCGCCGCCGCUCAUUACGGCGAGAUUCAUCUCUCUAGAAACCCCAACCCUCAUAAAACCUUACCUCGAUUGAAACCCCCUACUAUUGUUGAUUAUUGGGAGGGAGAGAGCGACCACAGAGGCGGCCGAUUUUGAGCCAAAGGAGGACGAGGAUGAACUCGUCAAAGUCUCCACACGCGCGCCGCAAAGCUGAUGUUUAUCAUUAUCGGCGAGAUUGGUCGUCGCCACAAUAGUCAUGUAUGGGUACUGAAUCGAUUUCGGUGUCGCUCAUCUCCUACGUUUGAAUGCGUUUUUGGUGGGUUAGGGAUUUGGGUUGCUGAAUCGUGUAAAUUGAUUUGGAUGACAAAAGCAUUUGGAGAUAUCAAUUGUAAGAGUUAUGAAGGGAAGGUGGUCAUGGGAAGCAGAAGCAUUGUCUGCUAAAUGGUUGGUUGGAAAUGGAAAUGGAAAGUGGCGAUGGGAAGCAGAAGGAAGGCAGAUCCGUGAGGAGAGAGUCGGAGAAGAUAAAGGAUUCUUGCAUUUUCUUUUGUUUAUUAUUUUGUUUGUUAGUUUUAUGAUAAAUUUUUUUUGUUAUGUUGUAACACUUUAGUCAAAUUCCACAUCGACAAAGCACGAGAGGGAUUCAUGGUUCAUAAGUAGGAAAGUAGGAAACUGGUCUUAACUGACAAGACGUGUUUUGGGGUGUAAUGGAGUUCUUAUGAGAACUUAGAAGUUAAAUGUGCUCAGUGUGGAGUACAACAAGGAUGGGUGACCUUAUGGGAAGUCACCUUAAAUUGUACCCAAGUCGAAAUCCGUGAGGGUCGAGGCCAAAAGCGGACAGUAUUUUGUCGGGAAAAGGUUCGGGGUGUUACAAAUGUGAUAAUAAAAUAAUAAACAAACGAAUAAGAACGUAAGAAAUGA